Molecule: messenger RNA, 1207 nt
Organism: Abrus precatorius (Indian licorice)
Lineage: Eukaryota; Viridiplantae; Streptophyta; Magnoliopsida; Fabales; Fabaceae
Product: protein AE7
Exons: 5
Coding region: 310-864 (184 amino acids)
Biological process (GO): iron-sulfur cluster assembly
Source: RefSeq, a predicted model, not a curated record
AAGCACCGACUUUGAAGGCCCUUCUUUUUCACUUCAAAAAACCCUUAGCACCGUCACGAACCACCGCACCUCCGCGACUCAAACCCGCUGCGAGUCCCCUCUUGUUCGCUGAUUACUCCCCUUAACGCCAGGAGCCGAAAGCCUCAAAUCACCACUAGAAGACCCAACCUUCUCACUCUUCCCCUAUUCUACCCAUCUGAACCCUUUCUUCUCUUCGCGAACCAACUUCUCAUACUUGAAAACCAAAGAGCAAAUAGUGACUCUCGGCGAAAAUGGUGUCUGGGUUAAUCAACGCGAACCCUAUCAUAUAUGAAAAGAAAGAGCGUCGAGUUCGAACUACUUCAUCUGUUCCCCAUGACGAGUAUGCUGGGGAACCAAUCGACCAACAAGAGGUUUUCGAUAUCCUUUUUCGAGUUUCAGAUUUCCUUUUUUUUUUUUUUUCUCUUUUUCCUGUCCAAUAAUCUGAGUAAAAUUGUUAUUAGUAACUUGCAUAUUUCCUUAACAUUCUCAAAUCAUAUAAGAGAUAUAAAGGACCCUGAACACCCGUACUCUUUAGAAGAGCUUAAGGUGAUCACGGAGGAAGCAAUUGAAGUCGAUGAUCAGCACAGUUAUGUUAGGGUUACGUUUACUCCAACGGUGGAGCAUUGCAGCAUGGCGACCAUUAUAGGUCUAUGUUUACGGGUCAAGCUCAUGAGAAGUUUGCCGACACGAUACAAGGUGGAUAUUAGAGUAGCACCAGGAUCUCAUGCAACUGAAGCGGCAGUUAACAAACAAUUAAAUGAUAAAGAGCGUGUAGCAGCUGCCCUGGAAAACCCAAACCUUCAGGAUAUGGUUGAUGAAUGCCUUGCUCCAUCUUAUUAUUGAAGAAGCCUUUUUUCUCCUCCCGUUGCAACGAGACUGUAGCUUGAUGUUGGUCAGCAUUAUCUGUUUACGAUAUUUUCCGGUUGCUGAUAUAUUAUUGGUCAUGCAAUUUGUGCCUACCUCGUGUUGCCAAGCAGUCAUAGUUAAAUAGGAAUACGUAGUUUAAAAUAUGAUAGUAAGAUAGCAAGGUUCUUUGAUAAUAGCUUUAGAAAAGCAAAGGAAAUUUUUUUAUAUGUUUUGAAGUUGUCAGCUCAUGUUUCAUAGAUUAGACUAUUUGUUUACCUUGUUUGAUUGAACCUAUUUUGAACAAUUAAUUGAGUUUUGAGCUAUAAAUAAAAUGAAGUUG